UAACAUCUGGAUGAGAAACAUCUGGACUUGUGUGUGAGUGAGAACACAGUCGGUCUCCUCCGCUCUCUCUCGGCCGCAGAUGAUGGCCCGGUACCGGACACUUUGGACCGGGAUCCUCGUCCUCUUCACGGCCGGUGUCCUCACACACGUGCAGCCCUUCACUCACCUGAGCUCUAACCUGUGUAAGUGGUGUGAGUCGUCCAGUCCUGUGUGUGACCAGCACGUGUGCGUCACUAACUGCUCACUGUCGUCCUUCUGCACGGCCAUCGAGGAGAUCUGCAUCGCUAUAUGGAGGAAAACCAACAACACCAUGACGGUGCACACACUGUGUCACCUGCCCACUCUGCCACUAGAGGGCGUGGACCCUGGCCUGCUGCUGAACUUCACCUCCAGAGAGUGUCACAUGAUCUCGGCAGAGGGCGGAGCCAUGAUGAUCUGUGGAUGUCAGGGAGAACACGAGUGUAACGACAGACUGAUCUUCAACAAGGGAGCCAACGGUUUCUUUAAGCUGCAGAGUAAAGACGUGAUCCCGGUGGUCGUGGUCAGUCUGGUCCCUCCCCUCCUCGUCGCCAUUGUCGCCACCGGCGCCUUCUACUUCUACCGCACGCACCAACCUCACAAACCCGGCGCUCCUGCACGUCCUGACUGGACAACCAAGCGCACCCCUGACCUCUACCAGGCUUUGGACGAGAACAAUGGGGGAGGAGGGGCCAGGGUGGAGGUUGGAGGAGGAGGUGUGGGGGAGGAGUCCAACACCAAAGGACUGUCUCUUGACCGUGACAUCAUCAGUGACAUCACAAAUUGGCGAGGAAAACUGUCAGAACCUCUGCCCGUCAGGCUGGAGGCUCUGGUGGGAAAAGGCCGCUUCGCCGAAGUUUGGAGGGGGCGUCUGCUGAAAGGCAAGAGGGGCGGAGCUAAGAGUGAUGACACUGUGGCGGUGAAGGUGUUUCCUGCCGUAGAGUACGCGUCCUGGAGAAACGAAUGCUUCAUCUUCUCUGACCCCAAACUGGAGCACGAGAACGUGGUUCGAUUCCUGGCAGCUGAGGAAAGGGGUCCGCCCGGCCACGCCCACAGGAAGUACUGGCUGGUGUUGGCCUAUCACAGCCUCGGGAACCUGCAGGACUUCCUCACAGCAAACACAUUGAGCUGGGCGGAGCUUGUUGCCAUGGCUGGGAGCGUCGCUAAAGGGUUAGCUCAUCUCCACAGCGACAGGACACCUAGCGGCGUACACAAGGUUCCAGUCGCUCAUCGGGACCUGAAGAGCAGUAACAUCGUGGUGAAGAGCAGGACAGAGUGCGCACUCUGCGACUUUGGUCUGGCGUUGAGACUGGACGUGUCCCUCACUGUGGACGACUACGCUAACAGUGGACAGGUGGGGACAGCUCGCUACAUGGCUCCUGAGGUGCUGGAGUCUAGGGUGAACCUGGAGGACCUGGAGGCCUUCAAACAGAUGGACGUCUACUCCAUGUCCCUGGUCCUGUGGGAGAUGUCCUCUCGCUGUCUCGCCAUCGGCAAGGUGGAGAGCUACGAGCCGGCGUUUGGCUCAAAGGUUUGUGAGCAGCCGUGUGUGGACAGCAUGAGAGACCUAGUGCUGAGGGACAGAGGACGACCAGAGAUUCCCUCAGCGUGGACGCAGCAUCAGGUCACAUGUUCAUGUCAUUUAUUUACAUGUGUCCUGAACUGUCCCUUUAACCGUCCCCGGGUGUUAACUGUCCUCUGUCCUCAGGGAAUGUCCACCUUCUGCUCCACCAUCACUGAGUGCUGGGAUCACGACCCCGAGGCCAGACUGACGGCUCACUGUGUGGUGGAGCGCUUCAACGUUCUGCAGGAGGAGGAGCCACAGGAGGAGGAGGAGCCUAGAGCAGAUGCUGUCAGGGCUGAGGACGAAGAGACACCAAAGGACUCAGACAUGUCACACAUAGACACUGCUGCUUCCUCACCGUCCUCUUCCUCCCUCCAGGUCCCUCGACCAAACAGCACAGAAGAAUCCCGUGAUCCCCCAGACCACACCUGUCCACAGACUCACCUGACCUCAGACUCAUCUGUCCUCUGACUCACCUGUCCUUUGCCUCAUCUGUCCUCUGACUCACCUGUCCUUUGCCUCACCUGUACUCAGACUCACCUGUCCUCAGACUCACCUGACCUCUGACUCACAUGACCUCUGACUCACCUGACCUCUGACUCACAUGACCUCUGACUCACCUGUCCUCAGACUCACCUGUCGUCUCUGCUGGCGGAGACACAC
Molecule: messenger RNA, 2245 nt
Organism: Solea senegalensis (Senegalese sole)
Lineage: Eukaryota; Metazoa; Chordata; Actinopteri; Pleuronectiformes; Soleidae
Gene: tgfbr2l
Product: transforming growth factor beta receptor-like
Exons: 7
Coding region: 80-2053 (657 amino acids)
Biological process (GO): cellular response to growth factor stimulus; heart development; protein phosphorylation
Cellular component (GO): signaling receptor complex; plasma membrane
Molecular function (GO): type I transforming growth factor beta receptor binding; transforming growth factor beta binding; activin binding
Source: RefSeq, a predicted model, not a curated record